Nannospalax galili (Upper Galilee mountains blind mole rat) is the source of this 3269-nucleotide messenger RNA. It is a transcript of the gene Eme1, whose product is annotated as essential meiotic structure-specific endonuclease 1. Gene Ontology annotation, biological process: replication fork processing; double-strand break repair; resolution of meiotic recombination intermediates. NCBI's taxonomy places the organism in Eukaryota, Metazoa, Chordata, Mammalia, Rodentia, Spalacidae. The record is from RefSeq and is a predicted model, not a curated record. Gene Ontology annotation, molecular function: nuclease activity; DNA binding. The transcript is spliced from 9 exons. The coding region runs from base 148 to 1872 and encodes 574 amino acids. Gene Ontology annotation, cellular component: Holliday junction resolvase complex; nucleus.
GAGCGCCGCAGUCGCCAUCUUUGCUUCGCACUGGCUUCCGGUCUUGAAACCCUGCUUCCGCUACCGGAAGACCUACUUCCGGGUCCCAUGUACACUCGAAAGGGUGGCGGGAGCUGCUGGAGGUAAUUAUUUUGAUCUCUUGUAUUAAUGGCUGUCACAAAGUCAUCACUCUCACUUUCAGUGCUUUCUACGGAGAGUGAUUCUGGGGAGUUGCCCACAUUUGCCUUUUUGAAGAAGGAACCAUCUUCAGCCAAAACGACUCUGCCUCAGAGGGAAGAGAAGAUUGUAGUGGUUGUUACCUCUGAUUCUGAAGCUUCCUAUCCUCCAUCACCAGCAUUGAAAGACCCACCACCAAUCCCAGACCCAGCUGAAACUGUCACACAAACAGGGCCAGCGAGAGUGCUAAGCAGUGGAAGUGAGGAUGAAGAGGUGUUUGUUCCCCUGGCUGAGAGGCUUACAUUGAAGUUUUUGACACACAAGCAGCUAAGCCCUGAACACUCUAGCUCCCCACUUAAAACUGUUUGGGAUCAUCAAAAUAAUAAAAGUGCAUCAUGGGACUGGAAAAGGCAACCAUUUCCAAAGACUUCUGAUUCCCUCUGUGACACUUCAGAGAGGAGUGUGGCAGAGGACCAGGACUCUACCUUAGGCAAUCUGUGCCAUCAGCUUCCAGCCUGCCCAGCUAUGUGUUUUGUCCAGAGCAAUGACUUGGCAGAAACCAAAACAAAUCCUGACAUCCCCCUACCUCAGAAGAGAACCAAGCACAGUCAGAAGGUCCAGAGACGAGGCUCUCAGGGAUGCCAGCAACAGAGACAAGCAGGCCGGAAGGAAAACACCCCAAGACAACAGGAAAGAAAAAAGAAAGCAACAGAGGUCAACAGGCUGAGAGCCCAGAAGCCGGAGGAAUGCUUAAAACACAUUGUGGUGAUGCUGGAUCCAGUGCUUUUACAGCUGGAAGGUGGGGGCCAGCUCCUCGGAGCAUUGCAGUCCAUGGAGUGCCGCUGUGUGAUUGAAGCACAGGCUGUGCCUUGCAGUAUCACUUGGAGGAGGACAGGGCUGGCAGAGGACGGAGAGGACUGGGUGGAAGAGCCGAUGAUCCUGGUGUCACUCUUGGCAGAGGCUUUUAUGUCCAUGCUCUACAAUUUAAAUCAGGGAAGUCCAGGCAGCACUGAGAAAGAGAAAGAGACACUUCAGGGCUUCAUAACAGACAUUGCAGCAAGGACUGGGGGGAAAACAGUGUCACUGGUGAUCGUGGACCAGGAGAAAUGCUUCAGGGCUCAGAAUCCUCCAAGGAGAAGGAAAUCAGGAAUGGCAAGUAAAAAGGCCAAGGAGAAGCAGCAGCAGAGACAGCCCAGCAGAGAGCCCAUGGUGUCCAGGGUAGACAUGGAGGAGGCAUUGGUGGAUCUGCAGCUACACACAGAAGCCCAGGCCCAGAUUGUACACAGCUGGAAAGAGCUGGCUUACUUUGCCUGUGCAGUCACAAAGGCAGUGGCCGAAACGCCCUUCAAGAAGCACCGGGAUCAAACCUGCUUCUCCUUCUGUGUGGAGAGCGACUGGGCUGGAGGGACGAAGGUGGACCGUGCUGGCAGGGGUCUUGCACUGGUCUGGAGGAGGCAGAUUCAGCAGCUGAACCGAGUCAGUUUGGAAAUGGCCAGUGCCAUUGUGGAUGCCUAUCCCUCACCAUGGCUCCUGGUAAAGGCUUAUCAACGGUGUUUUUCGGAGCAAGAACGCCAGAAUUUGUUGGCAGACAUACAGAUACGCCGCGGGGAAGGUAUAACAUCCACCUCCCGCAAAGUUGGGCCAGAACUGUCCAGGCGGAUCUACCUUCAGAUGACCACAAUGCAGCCAGAUCUCUCCUUGGACAGUGCUGACUGAUGUCCCACAGCAACAGGGAUAAAAGCCUCUCCAACCUUGGAAGCUGACAGCAGUGAGGAGAGCGGGAGUACCUCCUGGGUAAAGUGUUAGGGGAGGGGCAGGUCUUCCUUUUUGUGAGUCUAUGUGAACUCAGGGCAGAAGACUGAGACGUUUGCAUCUACUAACAGUAUUUGCUGUUCUGGUAAAUCAGCUCCCUUGGACUAGUCACCCCACUCCCCAGCCCCCAGCCAGCCCUCAAAACAAAGGAGACAGUUGGACCACUCAGACACAGAUUUAAUAAUUGUAGAAAUCCAAAAGAAUAAGCAUCAAAUCUCAAAGUCAGAGUGAACUCUUUGCCUGCAGGUUGGCUUGACUAAGCUCAGCCACUGAGCUGCCUCAACCAGCCAAGGAAUUAUAACUAGGCUGACUUCUAUUUUCAUAUCAUCGUAUGUAAUGUGUGUUUAGUUUCAAUAAAGCAUUUGUACCAAUAGCUCUGGAGCUUGGAGGAAGACUAAAGGAAUGUGUAGUGAUUAAGAUGUGGACCUACAAGGCAGAGCUAUCUGGGGAGGAGAGAACACAGUCCUUUCUUCCAAUGUCGGGACAGUUGUGAGUAGCAGACCUUCCGGAAGGGCCACUAGGACUACACUCUGAACUGUGACAGGUCCUUGUGCUCCCAUGGGGGAGAGGCAAGGAGCUUGCCAUUGGGAGUUUUUAGCGAAUGAGCACCAAGACACCGUCAUUUCUGAUCCCUUCAUCCAGCUGUUAUGAAAAGAUGAGGGAAAGGAGGCAGGAGACUGUGAUAGCAGCCACGAUGGACGCGCUGCCCUCACUUGUGCUAGUGUUUGGGUAUGCAUCACUAUGCCGCUCCACCCAGUAAGUUGUUUCACUUCAGCUCCAGCUGCUUCUAAUCUUUCCAUCUCAGAAUCUACUCUAAACCUGCUUCUUUGAAGUUGAAUUUUCAGAUUGCCUUUGAGGUAUUUCAGCAUACCAAAUACUAGUGGAGCUGUAACAGUGCAGCUUUGCAGAGAUCCAGCUCCAUACUUUCUGGCAAACAGAGUUAAUGCUAUAAAGCAGGUAAGGAGCCUGGCCUGCUGCCAUUUUGUGGAAGCCACUUCAGUGUGGCAGAAGUCCACAGGAGCUGCCCAAGACCCUGAUGGCAUGGAAUCUACCUGUGAGUGAUGGAUCCAUCUACUGUGAAACACUAUACUUGAGCUGAGACAAUUGUGGUGUGAGUUCUGUUCUCUCUGGCAUUAUGAAGGAGCCAAAUGACAUCAAGGAAAAGAACACUGGAGUGAACACAGGUUGUGCCUUGACUAGCUAGGGGACUGAGGGCAGGUCAUGGAAGGCCUCCCUUGCUCUGCCUGCAAGUGUUACCUGGAGUGAUGGCAUGAGGUUUUCACAGCCAAAGAUUUGGUAUG